AUGUCAUCGUCGGUCACGACCACGACGACCGUCGAGUCCAAGACGAAGAAUGCAGAGCCCGAUUUCUUCUGGACCUACACCGAGGAGCCGCACCGGACACGGCGCAUGGCCAUUAUCAAGGCGCACCCGGAGGCAAGCACCCAACCCCACGCAGUCACGAAGCUCUGCGGGCCCGAGCCAUUGACCAAGUACAUCGUCGCCGGCGUGGUCGCGCUGCAAGUAACCUGCGCCUACCUCCUCCGCAACACGCCCAUCCUGUCCUGGCCCUUCUUCCUCACCGCCUACAUCAUCGGGGCCACGGCGAACCAGAACAUCUUCCUCGCCAUCCACGAGAUCUCGCACAAUCUGGCCUUCAAGUCGCCGCUGGCGAACCGCCUGUUUGCCUGCUUCGCAAACAUACCCAUUGGCAUUCCAUACAGUGCUUCGUUCCGGCCCUACCACCUCACGCACCACAAAUCCCUCGGCGUAGACGGCCUAGACACGGACCUCCCCACCGCCUUCGAAGCCGUCGUCCUCGACUCGGUCCUCGGCAAAGCCUUCUUCGCGACCUUCCAAAUCUUCUUCUACGCGCUGCGCCCCAUGUUCGUCUACCAGCUGCCCAUCUCGCGCAUCCACCUCUUCAACAUCGCCUUCCAACUCGCCUUCGACAUCGCCCUCGUCCGCCUCGCCUCGUGGCACUCCUUCAUCUACCUCCUCGCCUCCGCCUUCCUCGCCGGCUCCCUCCACCCCUGCGCCGGCCACUUCAUCGCCGAGCACUACGUCUUCGAGCGCGACACCACGACCAACCGCCGCGCCCCCGCGACGCCCGCCGCCCGCGCCGCCCUCGGCCUCCCCGUCGCCGCGCCCGAGACGUACUCGUACUACGGCCCCCUCAACUUCUUCACCUACAACGUCGGCCUGCACAACGAGCACCACGACUUCCCCGCCGUGCCGUGGAGCAGGCUGUGGGAGCUCAACCGCAUCGCGCGCGAGUUUUACGACCCCCUGCCCCAGCAUCGCAGCUGGGUCGGCGUCAUCUGGCAGUUUGUCUGGGACAAGGAGGUCGGCAUGUGGUGUCGGGUCAAGAGGGCGGAGGGCGGGAGGAAGGUGGGCGGCGGUGGGCAGGUGAAGAUUGAUAGUGAGGGGUGGAGGGAGGAGGAGCUGGGUGCGAAUGAGGCGGGUUCGAUUCCGGGGGUGAAAUGA
Molecule: messenger RNA, 1182 nt
Organism: Diplodia corticola
Lineage: Eukaryota; Fungi; Ascomycota; Dothideomycetes; Botryosphaeriales; Botryosphaeriaceae
Product: dihydroceramide delta-desaturase
Exons: 3
Coding region: 1-1182 (393 amino acids)
Biological process (GO): ceramide biosynthetic process
Cellular component (GO): membrane
Molecular function (GO): sphingolipid delta-4 desaturase activity
Source: RefSeq, a predicted model, not a curated record